Molecule: messenger RNA, 2779 nt
Organism: Oncorhynchus nerka (sockeye salmon)
Lineage: Eukaryota; Metazoa; Chordata; Actinopteri; Salmoniformes; Salmonidae
Gene: tpst2
Product: tyrosylprotein sulfotransferase 2
Exons: 7
Coding region: 301-1320 (339 amino acids)
Biological process (GO): peptidyl-tyrosine sulfation
Cellular component (GO): Golgi apparatus
Molecular function (GO): protein-tyrosine sulfotransferase activity
Source: RefSeq, a predicted model, not a curated record
CUACUUCAUUCUUCCUUCCGUCCCCAUAAACUCACUCUGUUCUGCACUGGGCUUCACACUCAAACUAGAACACCACAGUUCAGCUUCCUCUUCCGUCCGUUAAGAAAGUACCUCUCUACCUUUACUUCAACAAGGUCAGUCUCACUGAAACUUAAAAUCUGUUCUACAAAAAAAAUCUGGUUAAAAUAGCAGCAUACACAGUUGGCCUCCUGCCCAUGACCAAGAGACCAUGACUAAGAGACCAUGACCAAGAGACCAUGACCAAGAGACCAUGACCAAGCAUAACCAUCUCCAUCAGUGAUGCGUGUGUCAGCACGGAGGGUGUUAACAGGGCUCCUGAUCCUGGGUGGAAUCUCCACCCUGACCCAGUUCCUGCGUUUCUGUCUACCCUGCCGGCAGCCAUCCCAGGGUGCGGGCGAACCUGUGACCGUGCUGGUCCGGGACGGGUGGAGGGUCAGUUCUGACAUUCCCCUGGUGUUUGUGGGAGGGGUGCCUCGCUCCGGGACCACCCUGAUGAGGGCCAUGCUGGACGCCCACCCUGCGGUGCGGUGUGGGGAGGAGACGAGGGUCGUGCCCAGGAUACUGGGCCUUAAGCUGGGCUGGGCUGCUGAGAAGGAGGGGGUCAGCACCAAGGUCCUGGACCGAGCGGUCACUGCCUUCCUCCUUCAAAUCAUAGCAGGACAUGGGGAGCCAGCACCUCUACUCUGCAAUAAAGACCCCUUUACAUUGAAGAGCGCUAAGUACCUCGCUCACCUUUUUCCCAACUCUAAGUUCCUGCUGAUGCUGAGAGAUGGCCGAGCGGCGGUGUACUCUAUGAUUUCGCGUCGCGUGACGAUCGGUGGCUUUGACCUCUCCAGCUAUAGGGACUGCCUGGCCAAGUGGAGCCGAGCCACACAGGCCAUGCUGACACAGUGCACUCAGGUGGGCAGUAAGAGGUGCCUGGCUGUGAGGUAUGAGAGGCUGGUCCUCCACCCUCGCUCCACCCUGCAGACAGUGCUAAAGUUCCUGGGUCUGCCGUGGCACGAGGGGGUUCUGCACCAUGAAGAGGCUAUAGGAAAACCUGGAGGAGUCUCACUGUCAAAAACGGAACGGUCCACAGACCAGGUGAUGAGGCCCGUGAACUUAGACGCUCUGACUCGGUGGGUAGGUCACAUGCCCCCAGACGUAAUGGCAGACAUGGACGCUAUCGCCCCCAUGCUGGGGAGACUAGGCUACGACCCCAGAGCCAACCCACCUAACUACGGACAGUCUGACCCACAGUUCCUCAACAACACACAAAGGAGCCAGAUAUACUUUGAGGAGAUGGGAAACUCCAUUUGAAUCGUUGCCCAUGCUACGUCAGUGGGCCGUGCGGUGCAUUCUGGGCAAUUCGAGGACAAGGAGAGCUCUCCUUCAAGGAGUGAAUGUAGUCAAUUGGGUGCUAGCUGAGGAGCAGCUAAUGGAUUUACUAACCCAGGAAGAUAUUUCUGAUUUCGGGUUUCGGGAAGGGCUGGAUUGGGCCUUAAAUUUGGCAGCAGCAAUCGGGCCUGGGUAGGGUAGGGCCUGAACGUCACAGGCAUGGGUAAGGCUCAGGCUUCAAAUUCAUACCGUGAAGGGCUCAAGUUGUGACGUUUGACUUACCAUUUAAAUAUAAAUUGCAGACUGUCGGCCACACUUGAUAAUUUGAAAACUAGCACUUACUAACAUAGGCAACAACUAACUGGAUGGAAAACGGUGAGGCACAUAACACACCCCUUCUACUGGCAAUUGGGGGGAGGGUUCUUGAAAUGUAACAUCCAAUCAAAAUCAACGGACAAUUCAAACCGUCUUUGCAAUACAAAAUUCUCCAGACCUCCAAGAGAGGCGUGACAAUGAUGUGAUUUUGGAGGUAUGGCAACCAUAAACCAGUAGACGUAUUCCUAUGGAAAUGUCCUGAUGGCGCAUGAAGCCGGAAGUAUUUGAAUUUGAAGCAUGCCAUAUAGCUGAAUGGGGAUGAAUGGCACCAAAAGAUUGCUAAGAAUCUUGGUGAAUGUGGACAUAACUAGCAAAGGAUCAUGUAAAGGAUUGAUGUAAUCAUUUUCAUCCUGCCUGGGAGAGUCAACCUUAAUGUCUAUGGCAAGAAGGCGCAAUCCACCUCAUAGCCUGCAGGCCCGUGAUUGAUAUGUCAGCACGUGGUCCUGUGUGACAACAAAUGUAGUAGUCAGAAUGGAUCACUAUUUAACUAAUUAUCUUGAUUUGUAGCAAACUUUAAAAUAAUUCAUAGUGGGCAUCGAACAUCAUCAUAAUAAUCUAAUUUUAUUGCCCAAAACGAGCGUCCCUCUCAAAAAACUGUCAGUUUUGGCGAUUGAAAUUUAGAUAAGCUUUCUAGGGCAGACCAGGGCUUUUGGCACCACUAGAUUGCUAUGCAGUAGCCGACCAGUCGAGCUUGUGACUUCACGUUCCAAAUAGGACACUGGGGUCCUCAUUGCAACACGAGACUAGCUAGAUAUAGGCUGGUUGAUGUUAGGAUAGGAGUAUUUUAUAAGGAGGUGGGAAGUGGGGAAUGACUGUGCCACGAGACUAACUAGAUAUAGGCUGGUUGAUGUUAGGAUAGGAGUAUUUUAUAAGGAGGUGGGAAGUGGGGAAUGACUGUGCCACGAGACUAACUAGAUAUAGGCUGGUUGAUGUUAGGAUAGGAGUAUUUUAUAAGGAGGUGGGAAGAAUGACUGUGCCUGUUUGUGUAGAAUUGAUCCAUGCUGUAAAUAAUUUGUUUCUAUUAAAUCAAUGUUAUGACCUAAAAUAAACUGUCAAAUCCCUGUUA